CCUUAAAUCCGGGAUGUACCCAUCGCCGGGAUUUAACGCGCGCAAAAAAACCGUUUCUGGAUUUAGCGUAAAUCCCACUUAAAUCCCGCUGUAAAUCCGAUACCAAACAGCCCCUAAAUCAUACAGGUAGACGAACAGCCGCUUAGGGUCCGGCUGCCCCAACUCUUCCCGUCUUGAUUCCUACGCCAUGGCCUACUACAACGGCGAUCUCUACCGGGAAAACUGGUUGCGCGAUGAGGUUCUAUACCUUCAUGGCCUCUGGCAUCGGGGAUCUCAUCCAUCAUCCAUCGUAAACUCGAACAUUAACCAUAAACAUACUCUCACUCAUCUUCGUCCCAGAUUCUCUAGCAGGCUCAGAAAAGAUAAAAAAAACCAACGUCAAAAGAAGAAAGCGGUUGUCUCCGAGAAGGAAUGGCCGUGUGAUCAUGUUCCGGAUCCGAAUCACGCUGUAGACACAAGCUGGCCUGAGCCACAGCCAAAGCUUGCCCCUCGCCCUCCCUCCGCCGAGUAUCUCGCAUCGGAUCUGGCUGCUCGCGCACAGAAGAAUGGCGUGGUUGCAUGUGGGAGAUUCUUUUCUAACAAGGAUGGUGAUGAUGAUUCCGAUGAAGGUGAUUCGGUUGGCGAAUUAGAGGAAGAGGAUGUUGAGGAGGAGGAAGAAGUGGAGGAGAGGGCUUUCAAGUUUUUCUUGGAUAUCUUUACGACGGACAACGAGUUGAGGAGGUACUACGAGGAAAAUCAUGAGAAAGGUGAGUUCUUGUGUUUGGUGUGUGAGGGUAGUGGGGCGAAGAAAGGGAGAAUGUACGGUGAUUGUGUUGGGCUUGUUCAGCAUUGUAGUAACGUGUCGAAGACAGGGCGGAGAGCUGCUCAUCGUGGUCUUGCAAAGGCUUUGUGCAGGGUGGUUGGGUGGAAUUUUGACAGGCUCCCAAUGCUAGUUUUGGAUCUUGAAGAGACUCUGGGUCAGACAUUGGCGAGAGAUGUUUCUCCAAAGCAGGAAAAUUUCCAAGCAACUGAACCAAUCGAGAAUAAAGAUGUUGAAUAGACUGAUCAGACAUGCAGGAUUUAUAUGGAAGCAGUUGUAGGUUUAUGGGAUUUGAGUAGCUGAAUAUAUCUUAGGAAGUAGAUAUUAUAUAAAUCUCAUACUUGGGUGUUCAUGUGAAUCUUUGUGAUCUAUAAUUACUCUUCUGCUAGUAUUUAUUUGUUUUUGCUUCUAACAUUUCAAAAAAUGUAAGCAGUAAACGAGAAUUUAUUUAGAAGAAGUGAGGCAGAGGCACUUAAUGGCGUAAA
This is a messenger RNA of Dendrobium catenatum, 1284 nucleotides long. RefSeq lists its product as uncharacterized. Lineage: Eukaryota; Viridiplantae; Streptophyta; Magnoliopsida; Asparagales; Orchidaceae. The record is from RefSeq and is a predicted model, not a curated record. The coding region runs from base 188 to 1039 and encodes 283 amino acids. The transcript is spliced from 2 exons.